Molecule: messenger RNA, 1073 nt
Organism: Dunckerocampus dactyliophorus (ringed pipefish)
Lineage: Eukaryota; Metazoa; Chordata; Actinopteri; Syngnathiformes; Syngnathidae
Product: hydroxycarboxylic acid receptor 3-like
Exons: 1
Coding region: 24-1073 (349 amino acids)
Biological process (GO): G protein-coupled receptor signaling pathway
Cellular component (GO): membrane
Molecular function (GO): G protein-coupled receptor activity
Source: RefSeq, a predicted model, not a curated record
UCCCAAUAGAUAAAGCUGCACAGAUGUUGCGGCCGCUAAUGCAGCAGCUUGUUUCCAUGAGACGUCAGCUGCUCAGCAUGAACCUCAGCCGCUGGGACCGGUGCUGCGCCUUCGAGGCUCCUGUCCUGGACCAGGUUUUGCCCCCGAUCCUGGUCUUGGAGUUCAUGUUCGGCCUGAUGGGGAACUUUCUGGCUUUGUGGAUGUUCAUCUUCCACAUGGACGAGUGGAAGCCCAAUGCCGUGUACCUGACUCACCUGGCUGUGGCUGACUCAGUGGUGCUCUUCUGCCUGCCCUUCCGGGCCGACUACUACUGGCGGGGGAAGCACUGGCUCCACGGCGAUGCCCUGUGCCGCGUGCUGCUCUUCCUGCUGGCCGCCAACCGGGCGGCGGGCAUCUUUUUCCUCACCGCCGUGGCCGUGGACCGCUACUUCAAGAUCGUGCACCCGAGGAACCGCAUCAACCGCAUGGGUCGGGUCUACGCCCUCUGGGUCUCUGUGGGCCUGUGGGGUCUGAUCUUCCUGGCCACAGGCUACCUUCUGGCCGAGCAGCACUUCUUCCACUCAGGCAACCGCACCCAGUGUGAGAGCUUCAACAUCUGCAUGGGCUUCAGCCCGCUCUCCACCUGGCACAACACCUUCUACGUGCUGCAGUUCUUCCUGCCCUCCGCCAUCGUGGCCUUCUGCACCGUCAGGAUCACCUGGCAGCUGAGGAGCCGCACCUUGGUGGACAAGAAGGGCAAGAUCAAGCGGGCCGUGCACUUCGUCCUGGCCGUGGCCUUGAUCUUCAUCACCUGCUUCUUCCCCAGCACAAUAUCACGCGUGGCCGUGUGGGUGCUCAAGAUGCGCUACGACGAGUGCAGACACUUUGAGGAGGCCAACCUGGCCUUCUACACCUCCGUGUGCUUCACCUACUUCAACAGCGUGCUCAACCCCGUCGUCUACUACUUCUCCAGCCCGGCCUUCAGCGGCACUGUGAGCAAGCUCCUCAACAAAGUACUGCACAGGAACGGUGACCUGGACCAGCUGGAUCAGUCUGGUAGCGGAGUCUCUUCCAUUGAAGGUCAAAGAUUGUAA